AUGGAUGAGAAUUUGAAAGCUGUUCGUAGGAGUAAUUGGAUUGUUGUAAUGGCGGCUCUUGGAUUUACCGGCUAUACUGCUUACAGAGUCUAUCAUUUCCCUUCAAUUGCUCGAAAGAGGGCUAAGAUUUCCAGAUUCUUUGCGGCUUUGUCUUCUGCCGCGGCUGCAUUUUCUGAUUCUGCCCACUGUGUCGCCACUAUUUCUAAGGAUUUUAAGGAGUUUAUUCAUUCUGAUUCUGAUGAACUCCCCCAUAGUUUGAAGCAAAUCUCUAAACUCGCCCGAUCUGAUGAGAUCUCCACUUCCCUCACGCGUCUCUCUCAGGCGCUAACUUUGGGGGUUUUGCGAGGUUACGAUCAGUACUCCCGGCAGAAAGGCGGCGGUGACGAGAAAACGAGUGAUUUUACAGAUAAAAUUAUGACGAAGCUGUGUAGUGAAUCUGGGUCUGGAUUCGUUUCUGUGGUGGUUGGGAGUUUCGCUCGGAAUUUGGUGAUGGGGUUAUUCUCUAUAGAUGAGACGAGUAAGUGGACGAGUUGUUUGGAGGAUCGUUUGGGGAGAUGGAUGGGGGUGGCAUGCGAUGAGAAAUGCAGGGAAUUAAUCGGCGAGUUGAUUCGAAUAUUCGUGAGCUCGGCGGUUUCGGUGUAUCUGGAGAAGACAAUGGAAAUCAACAGUUUCGAUAGAAUAUUCUCGGGACUCACAAACCCGAAACACGAAAGGGAAAUGAGGGAGUUGUUGGUCUCCCUUUCCAACGGCGCAGUGAAGACUCUGAUCAGAACCUCCCACCAAGUGCUGUCGGGGCAGGGGAACUGGGCCAUGGAAGCAGGCCCAGCAGCAGCAGCAGGGAAAAAGGUGGAAGAGUUCGAGGACAUGGAAUUGGGCGUGAAGCCCAGAAGCCAGCUUGGGAAACGGCCCAGAAAUGGAGGGUGGGCAUCCAGCUUGGGAGCGCCGAAAAACAGGAAAGUGAUAGUGAACUUGACCGGGAGAAUGACGUUUGAAAUGGUGAGGUCGUUCUUCGAGGUGUUGUUGGAGAAAAUCUACCAAGGAAUGAAGCGAUGUGUGGACAUAGUGAAUGAAGAAGUGAUGGAGAGAGGACUGGAGAUGGUGAGGUACGUAGCCGCCAAAACCUCUGUAAUUGCCACCAUUUGUCUUUCCUUGUGCUUCAACGUUCUUGACAACACCUCCUGGUUCUUGCUCGCAUAUUAG
Molecule: messenger RNA, 1200 nt
Organism: Cucurbita pepo subsp. pepo (vegetable marrow)
Lineage: Eukaryota; Viridiplantae; Streptophyta; Magnoliopsida; Cucurbitales; Cucurbitaceae
Product: protein PHLOEM PROTEIN 2-LIKE A10
Source: RefSeq, a predicted model, not a curated record